CUUGUUCUUACGUACCCGCUUGUGCAAUUCCUUCUCUCAGCCUCAAUAAUCACAAACAUAUCCCUCAAAAUGUCCACGGAGCCAACAAAGCAGUCAAUAUAUCAGUCCCUUCGUAACUGGGGAGGUUCGUCAUACCUACGCUUAAUUCCAUUACUGCACACCAGAUACAAUCAAUGCCCUCUAUACCACCACUCACGUGCCCUCAAUCCAAUACCCCCAAUAUCAAACCUCAUUUUCCAUCUACCAUGAUCUCUUCCCCGAUAUGUUCUAUGCAAUUAAUCCGUUCUCAACUAACCAAACUACUCACAGAAAACUCCGUCCCGCCAACCCUCUUAGCAACACUAGUAACAGCUCAACAUGCCCGACCUUUCCAGCCACUCCCCAUGCUCUUCCCGCCUAUCCUGCUCUUCUCCUCCUACCUCAAUCUCUCUGAUUACAAGACCGAUGCUGCGGGGAUCACGGCGGCGUGGAGUGGAUUGUACGGUUUGCUUGCCCUGAGAAGGAGACAGGGACUGAAGAACAAAUUCACUGUUCGUGGUGUCGUGCGAGGUGCGUCGUUGGGAUUGUGUGCUGUCAAUGUUGUUGGGUGUGGAUUGGCGUACGUCUUUGGACGGAGGGAAAGGGAGGAAGAGAAAAAGUAAGAGCUUGGAAUCAUUCUUUGAUGGUAUCGAAAAUUCUAUGAUUGUAUCAUACUGUAUGAUUUAUUGUGACGUAGGUUCGAGGGUCGAAAAAUAUCAAAUACGCGCCGCAAGUAUCACCGCUUUCAAUUCAUGCAAUGAUUGACUGUGAUAUAAUUGCAUACGAGCUUCGUGCUCCGUGGACUCUAUACAUCAA
Aaosphaeria arxii CBS 175.79 is the source of this 834-nucleotide messenger RNA. RefSeq lists its product as uncharacterized. Lineage: Eukaryota; Fungi; Ascomycota; Dothideomycetes; Pleosporales. The coding region runs from base 174 to 641 and encodes 155 amino acids. The transcript has 2 exons. The record is from RefSeq and is a predicted model, not a curated record.